This is a messenger RNA of Dermatophagoides farinae (American house dust mite), 5860 nucleotides long. The record is from RefSeq and is a predicted model, not a curated record. Lineage: Eukaryota; Metazoa; Arthropoda; Arachnida; Sarcoptiformes; Pyroglyphidae.
UUUCGAAAAUGCAUCUUGAGAAAAUUGAACACAUUCAAUAUUCAUCAUUGGAUUUAUGUGGCAUAUAUCCGUGUAUGCAUUGUCAUCAUCAUCAAUGUCAACGAAUGACAUUAAAUCCAUCCAAUAGGCUAAACAACAAUCAUUAUGUUCAUGUCGGAUCAUCAUUUUCAGCAUAAUAGUGUUGUUAGCCGUUGAGAAUAUAUCUUUUCUAACCGACAACGACAUUAUCGUGAUCAACAAAUGAUAAAUGAUGAUGAACAAAAUGCCAACCAAACAAGCCAUUCGAUGAUGAUGAUGUAGGUAGAAAAAUCUUGCCAUACACAUCCAUCGAAUACAUUCGGGAUAAUGAUGAUCAACGUGUAGCUUAUGAAGUUGCUGCUGCUUGUUGUCAUUAUUUGUCUUGUUUGACCUGAUCCUCUCUUUUUUAUUAGAUUGUCUUCGUUUAUGAUCAUGUUUGAGUAUGAACCAGAUUUACCAUUAUCAAAUUUUGGAACAAAAAAUAUAAAUUUUAUUAACAUUGUCGGCUUGAUAGAAUUAUUAUUGACCAAUUAUACAAUUCAAAUUCUCUGAUACUUAGAAUCUAUCACAUCGGUAGUGGUAUAUUUCGUUAAUCACGAAUUUAAAGAAAUCAAUCGGACGGAUACGGAUUCGAUCAAUCAUAUACCGCUCCCUUUUUUCGGGAUUUUAUUCGUCUUUUUAUGCUACUUCCUUUCUAACAAUAAAAAAAAUAUGGACAAGUCAAUUGAUGCAAAUAGUAUCCACUCUGAUAUCCUAAUACACACUAACCUAUACAAACAGAGGCGGUCUAUUGACAUUGCUACUACUACGGAUGGCUGAAACGAGCAAAAAUUUUUUCCCAAAAAGAUAUUCACUUCAGACAGACACUCAAGAAACUUUUUUUUCGUUAGCCAGCAAAUGUCUUGAAUGUUUGGGAUUCAUAGUCUCGAAUACAAAGAAGAAAAAGAAAAACCAGCUUAGAAUCCCCCCUCAACUUUUGAUUCUGUCAUGAAUAAAUCCAUUCACUCUUUUCUUCCGAUCAAAUAUAGUGAUUCAUUCAUUUGAAAUUAAAAUUCUUUUUGUGUGUGUGUGUGUGUGUUUUAUUCAACAUCCAUGUUAUCGUUUCAUAAAUAUUAUAAAUUCUUUUGAUAUUCCGGCAAAGAAUUUUUUUCAGCCGAUUUUUUCCUCGACAUCAUCAUAAUCAUUAUUCGAAAGAUAAGCAAACCUAGCUCACAAUAAUCAUCAUCAAUUUCAAAUUUUUAUAAUUCUGUUUGAUUAUCAUUGUCGAUUACUGAUGAUGACCAUCGAAUCAAUACAACAAUGAUCAAUGGUGUUGAUGGUGAUGAUCAUCAUUGUAAAGUAUCAUCAUCAUCGUCUAAACAAACAGAUCCACGAUCUGAAUAGCUUCAAGUCUCAUUGUUUGUGAUAAAAAAAAAAUUCAUUUUUUGAAAGUAAUUCCAACGAAAUUUUAAUAAUUGGUCGAAGAUAAUUUUUAUAAUUUAACCCAAAAAAAUGUGGAGCAUGAUGUGUGAUGUGAUGCCCACCAUCAGUGAAGAUGGCAUCACACAACGUACCGGUCAAUUCGGUGCAACAUCGGCAGCCGGUGAUGAGGCCAAUUUCGAACAAUUAAUGGUCAAUAUGUUGGAUGAACGAGAUAAACUAAUGGAAUCAUUACGUGAAACACAAGAAGAAUUGAACGAAAUUAAAACCAAAUUGACCGAAGUGGAAAAAGAACGGGAUUCCUUACAACGUCAGCUUUCAUCGCAUAUGCCUCAGGAAUUUACCAGUUUAACACGAGAAUUAAAUCAAGCACGUGAACAAUUACUGGAAAAAAAUGAAGAGAUUCAAGAACUUAAAGCUGAACGGAAUAAUACAAGGCUUCUACUUGAACAUCUAGAAUGUCUUGUAUCACGACAUGAGCGAUCUUUACGUAUGACCGUAGUCAAACGACAAACACAAUCACCAGCCGGUGUUUCAUCCGAAGUGGAAGUACUCAAAGCGUUAAAAUCUUUAUUUGAGCAUCAUAAAGCGUUAGAUGAAAAAGUUCGUGAACGAUUACGUGUGACAUUAGAAAAAGUGUCCACAUUAGAAGAUGAACUAAGUCAAGCGAAUGAAGAAUUGAAUAAAUCUAGGCAGAUGCAAUUACAACAACAACAACAGAUUGAAAAUCUAAUGCUUGAAUCAAAGAUUCGUUAUAAAGAAUCGACAGCCAAUAAUGAUCAACAAACGGAUGCAAAAAAAUCAACAGCAACGACAAAUAAUCAGACAUUAAAUAAUGAAGAUAAUUCUAUUGACGAUGAUUCAUCAUCGGCAACUCGAAUAAAAGAUCUACAAUCUUUGAUCGAUAAACAAAAUAAUGAAAUGACUACAUUACGUAAUCGUUCAGUAGAAUUAACAGCUAAACUAAAGGAUUAUGAAGAUCGUAUCGUCAAACAGGAUAAAGAAAUGGCACAGCUAAAAGAAGAUAAUAUUAGAAUGUCAAGAGAUAUGAAAGAAAAUCUAGCACAAAAAGAAGAUCAAGAAGAAAGAAUCGCGACCCUUGAGCAGCGAUAUUUACAUGCACAACGUGAAUCGACAUCAUUACAUGAUAAUAAUGAAAAAUUACAACGAGAAUUGAUUAAUAAAGAAGCACAGCUAAGGAUUCUGGAAGAUAAAUUCAAUUCCUUAAAGGAGGAAAUCCGUAUGCUAAACGAAAAGAAAAAAUCCAAACGGAAAAAUAAGCGUAGUUUUCGAUUGGAAGGGGAAAAUGGUCAAAAUAUCAAUAAUCAAGAUGGUGAUGCUCAUCUUGAUGAUGAAAAUGAUCACGACGAUGCAGCUGCUUCUGAUUCUGAUGAAUUAAGCGAAGAACGUAAACGGUCAUUUGAAGAACGAGUUAUGCGUCUCGAACAACAAUUAGAGGAAAAAUCUGCCGAAUUAAAUCGUGCUCGACAACGAGAAAAAAUGAACGAAGAUCAUAAUCAACGUCUCUCAGCUACUGUUGAUAAAUUAUUGGCCGAAUCUAAUGAACGUUUACAGUUACAUCUUAAAGAACGAAUGUCAGCGCUGGAAGACAAAAAUACGAUGACACAAGAAUUGGAACGUAUUCGCAAUCUAUUGGAUGAAACACAAAUGGAAAAGGGUAAAAUCCUUCAAGAAUUAAGUAAAAUGCGAAUAGAAAUGGAGAAUAUGGCUGCUCAACAACAAUCACAACGAGGAAUGUCACCAUCAUCGGCCAUGGCCAGAUUCCAUCAUUCAUCAUCAUCAUUUUUAAAUCAUCAUCAAACAACGGCUCCGACAGCAACAGUAAUGUCAUCACCAUUAUCAUCGCCACUAUCUGAUGCAGCUAGUUUAUCGACAGCCAAACAUAUUGGCGGUGGAUCAUCACAUACUGGUGGUGGAUCGACACCAUCAUCAAUGGUACAAGCUGCAGUUUCGACAGCAGCAAAAAAAGAAUCGAUUUGUGAAACCCAAGCUGUAGCGAAAAUUGAACAAGACAAUAGAAUAUCGCCAAUAGCAGCCGAGGGUCAUACCGCUGAUGUUGAAUGCUGCAGCCAAAUAACUAAUGAAUCCAAUCCAUUUGAUGAUAUUGAUCAACAAUUAGAUCAGAUAAUAUCAUCCUCAGCUGCAGCCAUAUCACAGCCACAUCUUCAUCACGGCCAUCAUCAUAUACCAACAUCACAUCAUUCUCAUACUGACCCACAAACAUUAGCCAUUAUGUUACAAGAACAAUUAGAUGCUAUUAAUAAUGAAAUACGAUUGAUACAAGAAGAAAAACAAUCCACUGAACAAAGAACAGAAGAAUUAGAAUCACAAGUUGGCUCAAUUGAUUCACAUAUGAAUAAUUAUCUUACCGGUUUAGGUUCAAGCCAUUUUGGUACUGGUCUUUCACCUCCGCAAUCCGGUACAUCCACACCUAAAUCAACAUCGAUGAACAUCAUGAAUGCAGCAUCAGCAGCAUCAAUAAGUAAUUUUUAUCCAGCAUUGACCACUGGUCAUCGUCAACCUUCAUACACCGGAUUGACUUCCGAACGUGAUGCAUUUUCGCAUUAUGCAUCGCCCCAUCAUCUGGCUGGUUAUACGAAUCCUAAUUGGAAUUCAUCAAAUUCAUCAUUACCAACUGAUGUUUAUCAAAGAGCAUACAAGACAAAUCAAGGAAACCAAAUGAAUCCGUAUGUAAUGGAUGCAAUCGAUCAAUCGGGUGGCGCAACACCUCGUCAUUUAUCUCCAAAAUCCUCCCAACCUUCGAGUAUGAAUUUUGCCGGAGCCACAGCUAUCGAAUCAGUGAACAAUAAUGCAACUACAAUUGGUGGCAGUAAAAAAUCUCCAUUUAAUCAACGUGUGAUUAAUGUAUCCAAUAUGAGUGAUUAUGCUACAAUUGGAUCACCAGUUGGUGGCAAUUAUCAAUCAGUCAAUACAUUAGUAUCACCAACCGGAUCCACAGUUUCCUCUAUUCCAUAUUCUCCAUAUGGUUAUAUUAAUCCAACUUCAUUCGGAUCCAAUACAUUGAAUUCAAUUUCCUCUACCGGUUCUACAACGACGCCAACUACUAAGAAAAAAUUAAAAUCUUCAUUAGUUGGUCGAUUAUUUUCCAGUUCUUCAUUAUCAAAAAAGUCUUCCUCAACAGAUAAACUAAAAUUACAGAAUACAAUGACCUCCCAUAAUCAACUUCCUCAGACAAUGCUCGCAGCAAAUCCAUCGAAUAGUUUCUAUGGUAUAGGUGUUGCCAAUAGUCCAAGUUUUGCCAGUGAUUAUAGUGAUUAUAUGAGCCAUGGUGAAUUAUAUGCUAGUGUUACUAGUUCAGCUAAUUCAAUCUUGGCAUCACCGGUGGCUACACGUGCUGAUUAUGAUCGUCGUACAAAGAAAAAACAUGAAUUAUUAGCCGAAGCUAUGAAAGCCGGUACGCCAUUCGCCUUAUGGAAUGGUCCCACCAUUGUCGCCUGGUUAGAGUUAUGGGUCGGUAUGCCUGCAUGGUAUGUUGCUGCUUGUCGUGCCAAUGUUAAAAGUGGUGCUAUCAUGUCAGCCUUAUCUGAUACGGAAAUUCAACGUGAAAUCGGUAUUAGUAAUCCAUUACAUCGACUUAAAUUACGAUUAGCCAUUCAAGAGAUGGUUGCUCUUACAUCACCAUCAGCUGCAGCUAAACCAACUGUCACUACAGGUUUAGCCUAUGGUGAAAUGAAUCAUGAAUGGAUUGGAAAUGAAUGGCUGCCAUCAUUAGGUCUAUCACAAUAUCGUUCAACGUUCAUGGAAUGUUUGGUUGAUGCGCGAAUGUUAGGUCAUUUGAGUAAAAAAGAUAUCCGUACACAUUUAAAAAUGGUCGAUGCGUUUCAUCGUACUAGCUUGCACUAUGGUAUUGCUUGUUUAAAGAAAUUAAAUUAUGAUCGUAAACUAUUGGAAGAUCGACGACGAAAUAGUGAACAUGAUAUCAUUGAUGUUCUUGUAUGGAGUAAUGAACGUCUAAUACGGUGGUCCAGUAAUGUUGGCCUUAAAGAAUUUGCCAAUAAUCUAACAGAAACCGGUGUACAUGGUGCAUUGAUUGCAUUGGAUGAUACGUUCGAUGUCAACCACAUGGCUAUGGCACUUCAGAUACCACCGCAAAAUGUUCAAACGAGACAAAUACUAGAGAAUGCAUUUAACGAGCUUCUAAUCAAUGGUACUGAACGUAGGCCAAACAAUAAGAUUUGUAUUGCUGGUGGUGUCGGUGGCUCAUCAUCAUCAACAUCGGUUGCGGCCGGUAGAGCGGCAUCAAUUGUCGCAAUCGAGCCAGAUCGUUUAGUCUAAGCUCGACGAUCCGAUUUUGAUUGUCACAUUUUUUGUUACUGGAUUACCAUUCAUCUUAGACGCAAUUUAUUUAAUUAAAAACUAACCACUUUGGCUUUUGAAAGCA